This is a messenger RNA of Brassica oleracea var. oleracea, 1623 nucleotides long. RefSeq lists its product as uncharacterized. Lineage: Eukaryota; Viridiplantae; Streptophyta; Magnoliopsida; Brassicales; Brassicaceae. The record is from RefSeq and is a predicted model, not a curated record. Bases 1 to 1623 code for a protein of 540 amino acids. The transcript is spliced from 4 exons.
AUGAAGCCAGAGGAUUAUAAUCCUUGGAUGGGAGCUGGGAGUGAGGAUGCUGGAGGUGGAAACAUGAGCGCUCAACCUACACGUAAGCUUGCAGAUAUUGAUGACGAGGAAUUUGACAUCCCCCCAAUGUUUGAUGAUACAGAAUACAAUGCUGCAGAAAUUCCUGACAUGGAUGUUGAUGUAAAAGACGGCCAAAUAGUUGUGGGAAAAGUGUUUGGUAGUAAGCAGAAUUGUCAGAUUGCUCUAGCAAUUUAUGCAAUAAAGAAACAGUUCAAGUUCACUCAGACAAGGACGAAAAUUGGUUCUUUUGUGGUGGAGUGUCCAGAUGAAAGGUGUGAUUGGCGUGUAACAGCACAUGAAAUUAGGGGGUGUGGUUACUACGAGAUAAGAAAGGCGCAGCUUGAUCAUAUCUGCCCCAUUGAAUUUCGACAGGACUACAAGACUAGAGCAACAUCUCGUGUUAUUGCAGCUGUGUACAAGGCAAAGGCAAAGGAAAAAGCGAUAUUGGGUGUGCGAGGUUCCGAUGAGGACGCCUACUUGAAGCUGCCUGAGUAUCUUCACAUGCUCAACCUUGCAAAUCCUUGUACAAUUGCUGAUUUGGAGACAGAUGUAGAUGAAGAUGGUGAUGAACGUUUCCUGUACUUAUUUUUUGCAUUUGGUGCUUCGAUAUGUGGGUUUAGGAAGCUAAGGCAUGUUUUGGUGAUAGAUGAGACACAUCUAAGUGGCAAGUACAAAGGAGUUUUGUUAACCGCUAGUGGUCAGGAUGCUAAUUUCCAGAUCUUUUCUCUAGCAUUUGCGGUUGUGGACAGUGAGGAUGAGGAUGUGUGGACAUGGUUUUUGCAGAAAGUUGAGAGGAUUCUGGGGGAUUCUCCUACUCUUGCCAUAAUAUCUGACAGGGCCGUAUGUAUUGCCAAUGCAGUGAGUAAGAUUUAUCCUCAAGCAAAGCAUGGAGCUUGCAUAGUUCAUUUGGCAAGGAGUGUGAACUCAAGGUUCUCUAGCAAACACUUAGCACAAAUGGUGACUGCUGCAGCGAUGUCGUAUAUGCCUAGAGAUUACAAAGAACUUUAUGGGAAGAUCCGAGCAACUAACAGUGCGUGUGGUGUAUAUCUUGGAAAAAUUGGUGUUGCUCGUUGGUCAAGAGCAAAUUUCACCGGUGAAAGGUAUAACAUCAUGACUAUCAAUAUUGCUGAGCAGCUGAGGAAAGCGCUUUUGGAAGGGAGGGGAGCGAACAUUGUUGAGUUGAUAAAGUUCAUUCAGAGGAUGAUGACGAGAUGGUUUAGUGCGAGGAGAAAAAAAGUCAGAGAAACACAGAGGUGCUCGGAUAGGCUUGGAGUGCCUUACGAGACAUUGUGUGGGCAUUGGUACAAGACAUCGGUGUGGAGGGAGACAUAUGCAGGGAUGAUCAGUCCAGAGGAAGACCCAAGGGAUGUUGACAUACCUGAAGAAGUUAGCAGCAUGGUUUUGUACCCUCCUAUCACAAAAAGGCAAGUUGGAUGUCGUCGCAAGACACGCAUCCCUUCAACGGGGGAGAUACGGGUGCCAAAGAAGAAACAGGUGCAGAACAGAUGUGGAAGGUGUGGAGGGUUUGGGCACAAUCGCACAAAUUGCGUCAACCCUAUCUAG